Salmo salar (Atlantic salmon) is the source of this 4271-nucleotide messenger RNA. RefSeq names its product GDP-mannose pyrophosphorylase B (gene gmppb). Gene Ontology annotation, molecular function: mannose-1-phosphate guanylyltransferase (GTP) activity; GTP binding. NCBI's taxonomy places the organism in Eukaryota, Metazoa, Chordata, Actinopteri, Salmoniformes, Salmonidae. Gene Ontology annotation, biological process: GDP-mannose biosynthetic process. The record is from RefSeq and is a predicted model, not a curated record.
UCCCGAGUUGUAGUCGAAAUGCAUUGUGGUCCAGAUCCGCCCAGACGGACAGGUUUUGAAGUGUUUCUUGUCUUGUCAUUCAACGAUUUAAAACCCGCUUUACAUGUUGUUUUAGUGGUUACGUGUCAUAUAGACACAUGGUCAGUUCGAGCUAUUUCUUGACGCUUUGGCAAGGGAUUUAUCAACUUUUUUUGAGCACCACUAUAACCUCAAUCUCCCAGGACUUGAUGCUCGCUGCCACCCUGAUCUCUCUAACCCAUUGAUGACCCCAUCUCGUACCGGGCCAAGAUGAAAGCUCUGAUCCUAGUUGGUGGCUAUGGGACGAGACUCAGACCUUUAACCCUCAGUGUCCCUAAACCACUGGUAGAGUUUGCCAACAAGCCCAUCCUUCUGCAUCAAGUUGAAGCCCUGGUCAAGGCUGGAGUUAACCAUGUGAUCCUGGCUGUAAGUUACAUGUCCGAUCUGUUGGAGCGAGAGAUGAGGGUUCAGGAAGAGAGGCUUGGGAUUAGAAUCUCCCUGUCACAUGAGAAGGAACCGCUUGGAACAGCCGGUCCUCUUGCUCUGGCCAGAGAGCUGCUAACGGACAACGAUGAGCCAUUCUUCGUCCUCAACAGUGACGUAAUCUGUGACUUCCCCUUCGAGGACAUGUUAAAGUUCCACAAGCACCACGGCAGAGAGGGAACCAUUGUGGUGACGAAGGUAGAGGAGCCGUCGAAAUAUGGCGUGGUGAUGUACGAGGCAGAGAGCGGACGCAUCCACCGAUUCGUGGAGAAACCCCAGGUGUUCGUCUCCAACAAGAUCAACGCUGGGAUGUACGUCUUCAGUCCAUCCACGCUCAAGAGGAUCAAGCUGAAACCCACCUCUAUUGAGAAAGAGAUCUUCCCGUUCAUGGCUGAGGAGAACCAUCUCUAUGCCAUGGAGCUACAAGGGUUCUGGAUGGACAUUGGUCAGCCUAAGGACUUCCUGACGGGGAUGUGUAUGUACCUGCAGUCUGUAAGACAACACACACCUGACAGACUGAAGACUGGGCCUGGGUUCCUGGGUAACGUACUGGUGGACCCUACUGCCCAGAUAGGGGAGAACUGCACCAUCGGGCCCAACGUGACCAUCGGGGCUGGGGUGGUGCUGGAGGACGGGGUCAGGAUAAAAAGGUGUACGGUACUGAAGGGGUCAAGGGUCAGAUCACACUCUUGGCUCGAGUCCUGCAUCGUAGGGUGGAGCUCCUCCGUAGGACAGUGGGUGCGUAUGGAGAACGUGACAGUCCUCGGGGAGGAUGUUAUUGUGAACGAUGAGCUCUACCUCAAUGGUGCCAAUGUGCUUCCUCACAAGUCCAUCACCGACUCAGUGCCUGAACCACGCAUCAUCAUGUAGUUCUACAACAACAGACAGGCCACCUGGGCUUUAUUAGAACCGGGCCUCAAGCUCUUCAAGGGUUCUAGUAGUACUGGGUACCGGUCCGAUUCUGCUAACAUUCCACUCCUUGUCCUCUGUCAUAUGCUAUAUGUUUUUAGCACGGAGGAGUGGAAUGAAGGCAGAAACAGACUGGUACCCAGGCUAGGGUCUGGGUAGUGGGGGCUAACAUUUUAAACCAAGGACAACUAGCUAGCUAUGGCCUGGUCUAGAAUCAAUUCCUAGCUCCUCCACCAUAGACUCUUAAAUAGAUCUGAAUCGAUUCCUAGCUCCUCCACCAUAGACUCUUAAAUAGAUCUGAAUCGAUUCCUAGCUCCUCCACCAUAGACUCUUAAAUAGAUCUGAAUCGAUUCCUAGCUCCUCCACCAUAGACUCUUAAAUAGAUCUGAAUCGAUUCCUAGCUCCUCCACCAUAGACUCUUAAAUAGAUCUGAAUCGAUUCCUAGCUCCUCCACCAUAGACUCUUAAAUAGAUCUGAAUCGAUUCCUAGCUCCUCCACCAUAGACUCUUAAAUAAAUCUGAAUCGAUUCCUAGCUCCUCCACCAUAGACUCUGAAGUAGAUCUGAAUCAGUUGGUUAGUUGAGGUACAUGCAGUAUGAUAGUAGCAUCACCUUGCCUUCUGGUGGGUUAGGGGGUGUUUUUAAACACUUCUCUUUUGCAAAAUACCUUUUUGUUUUUCAAUGAAGCAAACCUGUAUAAAUAAAGGAUCCAUAUCUGCCAUAUUGCUGACCCUGAUUCAAACCUCUAUGUACACUAGGGGUUGAGUCUGGCUGGUUAGGGGUUGAGUCUGGCUGGUUAGGGGUUGAGUCUGGCUGGUUAGGGGUUGAGUCUGGCUGGUUAGGGGUUGAGUCUGGCUGGUUAGGGGUUGAGUCUGGCUGGUUAGGGGUUGAGUCUGGCUGGUUAGGGGUUGAGUCUGGCUGGUUAGGGGUUGAGUCUGGCUGGUUAGGGGUUGAGUCUGGCUGGUUAGGGGUUGAGUCUGGCUGGUUAGGGGUUGAGUCUGGCUGGUUAGGGGUUGAGUCUGGCUGGUUAGGGGUUGAGUCUGGCUGGUUAGGGGUUGAGUCUGGCUGUUUGAGGGGUUGAGUCUGGCUGUUUGAGGGGUUGAGUCUGGCUGUUUGAGGGGUUGAGUCUGGCUGUUUGAGGGGUUGAGUCUGGCUGUUUGAGGGGUUGAGUCUGGCUGUUUGAGGGGUUGAGUCUGGCUGUUUGAGGGGUUGAGUCUGGCUGUUUGAGGGGUUGAGUCUGGCUGUUUGAGGGGUUGAGUCUGGCUGUUUGAGGGGUUGAGUCUGGCUGUUUGAGGGGUUGAGUCUGGCUGGUUAGGGGUUGAGUCUGGCUGUUUGAGGGGUUGAGUCUGGCUGGUUAGGGGUUGAGUCUGGCUGUUUGAGGGGUUGAGUCUGGCUGUUUGAGGGGUUGAGUCUGGCUGUUUGAGGGGUUGAGUCUGGCUGUUUGAGGGGUUGAGUCUGGCUGUUUGAGGGGUUGAGUCUGGCUGGUUAGGGGUUGAGUCUGGGUUGGCUACCUGCCAAUAUGGUGGUAGAAAUGGAUAGACAGUCAGUGUCUGAAAUGGCACCCUAUUCCCUAUAUAAUGGCCUACUUCUGACCAGGGCCUUAAGGGCCCAAUUCCCUAUUUACUACACUACAUUUGACUGGGGGCUCUGGUUGACAGUAGUGCACUAAAUAAGGAAUAUGGUGCCAUUUGGGAUGUUUAUGCUCUGAUGCCAACUUCUUCUGCUGCCAGUCUACUGACUCUACUGUUGGUUUGAUUAGGAUCGUCAUCGAUCAAUAGAAUAUAAUAAUACUUUUUUGUUUUGAUCUUAAGGAUUCUGGUUAAGCUGAUCGUUUAGACCCAACAGUGUCUGUGAAAUUGUCCCCCUUUUGUGAGCCGUUCCAUUUGAAUUUCCUAAUCAAAUUUCCUAAUCAAAUUUCCUAAUCAAAUUUCCUAAUCAAAUUUCCUAAUCAAAAUCAAACGAUACUCGUAAAAGUCCUUCUUCGCAUCCUGUCUCCUGCUUUGUUUCUGACACGUUGAGAAGGAGCUGAGAGGAAAGAAGGUGAGGAAUCAAGGAAGCACUUUUGAGAUUCAUUCAAAGCCUACACAUAUUAUUGCUACAGCCUUCCCUGUAGCUCAGUUGGUAGAGCAUGGUGUUUGCAACACCAGGGUUGUGGGUUUGAUUCCCACAGGGGGCCAGCACAGAAAAGAAAUGUAUACAUUCACUACUGUAAGUCGCUCUGGAUAAGAGCGUCUGCUAAAUGACUAAACAUUUUUUUUUAAAUAGCUCGUCUUUUUUAAGAGGAAUUGUUUUGUCGGUGACUGAUCCGAUUUGUAUUUUCCCCCAAAGACCACUAGAGUACUGCGAUAUAGAGUUAAACGUCCAGAUUGUAAAAUAUACAUCUUUCUCUUCUAAAGGUGAGCAGUAGGUUUGAAUAUUCCCGUUAACUUUCACCCAAAUUUGCCGGUUUUUCCAGAAAUCCUUGUUUGGAAUAUUCCUGGAAUUACAAGGGAAUAGCCAGGAAAUCCAGCCAGGAUUUUGAAGAAAGCUCAGGGGAAUUUUGCAACUAGUUUGAUGUAAAGAUCGUUCUUCAAUGUAUCCCUUGUCUAACCGAUUUGUGAUGUGUCAAUCACCAUGGAAGCUAUCAGUGGACCUGUCAAUCAAUCAAACAGUAACUACUGAUGUCCAAAUGAAGUGGACUCCUUUUAAUGAAGUAGUUUUAUCAUAUUAAUAUAAUUAAUUAAUUGAACAAAUUGUUAUUUUUUUCCCCUUCGUUUUUCUAUCACACAAUUGUCUAAUGUAUGUAAUAUUGUUUUGAGAUUUAUUGAUGAACGAUAUCAAUAAAAAUGAGAAGCGUUUCUCAAACACAUCUCUACCUACUUUA